Molecule: messenger RNA, 3529 nt
Organism: Branchiostoma floridae (Florida lancelet)
Lineage: Eukaryota; Metazoa; Chordata; Leptocardii; Amphioxiformes; Branchiostomatidae
Product: IQ domain-containing protein H-like
Exons: 26
Coding region: 152-3517 (1121 amino acids)
Molecular function (GO): protein binding
Source: RefSeq, a predicted model, not a curated record
AACACAAAGGAGGCGCAGGCGCAGUGUGCUGUUUAGCGGAUUGUUGCCCCAGAGACCAGGAAAAUGGCUAACCAGUGGGACUGACACUUAUCCAAUUUGUAGAACUUUUAGUAGUCGUGUGAAUUCUGCUUUGUAAUAAACUACAGCCAAAAUGCAGGCAGCGGCGAUGAUGGAAAGGAGACCCGAGGAAGUUGGGGAAAUCCUCGUAAAGGUACAGGAGGACCUGCGUCAGCUGAGGGACAGGCUGGUACACCAGGUCGGCCAUGGCGAGGGGCAGUACGCAGAGGUCAUCGACCUCAAGGCUCUGGAGAAUGCUAUCGAACGCACAGAGGUUGGAGUGAAGGGCCGAACUCAUGAUGUGCUACGGAUGAUCAACAACAGAGUCCAGACCUUACCUGCAGUUGACUUCACUGGUGCCACCCCACAACCUCGCUACCCUGAAAUGGCUCCAUAUGAACAGUAUGACCCACGGUUAGGAGGCCAGUCUCAGCUGAUUAUCCGGCCUCCCAAGCGAGCGGACUCCAGACUGUUGGCUCGCAGACCUGUGGCCCAACUGACACAGCUGACCAAGGGACUUCAGGGGGGAGGGCCGCUGACCGAGGCUCCGGGACAGAUGACAAAGAUGGACAUGAGUAUGAAGGCAGUGGUGAACCCAGAGAACACCCAGAAUAGACAGGUGAUGAGUGACAGCUACGGCAUCCAGCUGCCUCUCAUUAACAAGAGGGAAACAAAACAGCCAUCACCAUCCAAGCUGAUGAGAGGUACCACAGUGGACCACCUUGCAGUACUGCCUCGAGCCAACAGAGUGGACCCUCAGAUCCCCCCUCCCCCCAUCGCUGACCGGGACGCCAGGAAGGGGAUUCUCAGUCUGAUGGAGAGGGGUCUCAUCCCCCCUGCUGCUGAGCUCACCCUUGACCCUUCCCCUGUGAAGCACCGCGUGGCUCCCCUCCAUGACCCGGCCGAGAUGUUCCAGCCGAAGAAAGCAGGUGCCGACCCAACACUAGAUGGAAGGUUCAACCUUGCUCAAGUUAAGUUGGAUGUAUCUUCCAAUAAGUCCUUGGACUCCAUGGACACCAAGAAACCAGAGAAGACGCCACAAACGGCAGACUCCAGGAUUACCAAGACCCCACUUCAGGUCAAAACAUUCGAGGCUCAGCUGCAACCAUUGCCACCACCAACCACUCCUGCCAGCACGGUCAACUUCAAGCGCAGUGGCCACAGGUUCGCUAUCCAGAAUGGCGGCAUCCGAGACGAAGCGCCAGACUUUGUGGCUUUUAGACAACACUACGUGCUUUCCUGGGGAAGCAUCAUCACAGCCCUGGAGCAUCUCUUGAGACUACUGAGAGACUUUGCAGUGCCCCUUGCCUUCAUCAAUGGAGACAAGCUGGCUGAUCUGGCCCUGGAGUUUGAGCUGGAAAAAGCUCCUACCAAGGAGAACUUGCUGUCUGUUAUCGUCAAUAGGGACGAUGUGGAAGCCAUCCUUCGCAGACCUGGUCGGAGGUUCCUGGGCCCAGACGGUGAGCACGUAGCCGCUGCUAAGAUCCAGGCCAUGUGGAAGCGGUACACGGCGCGUAGCUCGUACGUGAGCUACCGACAGAGGAAGUGGGCAGCAGGGGUGAUCGCCAUCUCCUGGAUCAUGAACAUCAAGAUGGCCAAGAUCAGGAAACAGCUGAAGGAGACCAGGCUGUACGAGCUGGACUCCUACAGGAGGAGGAGGAAGGUAUUUUCUGACUCUUGGGACAAGAUAAAGCAAUCCAGACGAACAAUCAUCCAUAUACCCUCCCUAGGCUAUAGCCAGGCAGUAAGAGAUUCUAUCAAGGACUUUGGAAUCAAGCAGAACACGCAGAUGUCAAGAUUAUGUGACCUCAGGGAUCCUCAGGUGGAUGUGAUCUAUGUGUCUCCUGUGGAGAUGAGUGAAGAGAUGCUGCAGUACUACUCCAAACUGCUAGGACUCAGACCUGCUGUGGAGUCUGGUGCAGUAGAGGACCAGUCUGACAUGCAGGAUAGAUACAAGAUUGUUGUUCCAGAGGCUUUUGACAAAUUUCCGAGUCACUCCAUGUGUUUAGCCACCCAUCUUAAGUACAGUCCACAAGCUUUGCAAAGAAUAAGGAACCUGAUCAAAGGGAAAGAAGCUUACAUUGUUCCAGGCGUCAUGCACAAGGAUGACCUGGCAGUGUCACAGAUCCUGGAUGUGCCAAUCCUGGGGAGUGAGCCUGAGGUGGGACAUCUCUACACCACCAAGUCUGGCUCCAAGAGGAUCUUUGCCAGUGCCAAGGUGGACACCCCUCCUGGGGAGUACGACAUCUACAGUCUCCAACAGUUGCACGAGUCCCUGGCCCUGCUGGUGACUGAGAACCUGAAUGUUCGGAGGUGGCUGUUCAAGCUGGAUGAUGAGUACAUGGGGAGGGGCAUCGCUUACUGCGACGUGGUGGAGCAUCUCAACUGUUACAAGUGGGCCAUCAAGGAGCAGCACAGAUACGGGGAGAAAUGGAGCAAGAAAUGGGCACAUGAGCCAGCUCUGAUUAAGAUCCAGGCAGAGAUCCCAGACAUCCUGGAUCAGUUUGGAGUUCCUGCAAACAGGAAAAGGUUCCCAACAUGGGACAAGUUCCUGGAGGCCUUCCUCAGUCAGGGAGGUAUUGUUGAAGCCUGCCCUCCGUCAGAGAGUGUGACAACUCUGUCUGCCGAAAUGUUGAUUGAGCCGACUGGGAAGAUCCGGAUGGUUGCCAACGGUGACCAGAUCAAGGCGGAGGGGCCAUUUGUGAGCUGGGGCCUUUCUGUGCCUCAGUCUUCUGUAGAACCUCAGGUGCUGAAUGAGUGCUGUAUGAGAAUAGGAGAGUCUUGCCGCACCAGAGGAGUUUUGGGAUACUUCUCUGUGGACUUCGUCACCUUCAUUGACCCCAAAACUAUGGAACAGGUCCUGUGGGCAACAGACCUGAACCUGUCCUAUGGAGACUCCACAGGGAUGAGGGAACUCAUGCUGUAUGUGACGUCCGGCACCUUUGAUGCUGAGAACUGUGUGAUCCAGGCCCCGCCACUACCUAAGAAGGAGAAGAAGGAUGGGAGAAGAAGGAGAGGAGAGGAGGAGGAACAGCCCCCGACUCCGCUGCCUCGGUAUGCUGUGAUGAGCACCCAGCUGCUGCACAGUAACCUGACUGUCAUCCACUACAGCGUGUUCUUCCAGAUGUGCAGGGCACAUGGCAUUGGGUUUGACAUCAAGGAGAAACAAGGGACAGUCUUUACCCUUCUGGACAGCUUCAGGAGAGAGCACAUUGGCAUGCUCACUGUUGGUGAAAGUCUCCAGGGGGCGCUUGCCACAUUUGCCAGGAACAUGUCAGUCAUCCACCAGGAGAUCUCUGCACCAAAUAUGCAGGGAGAGACCAACUUUAAGGCUGCCAUCACAGACAUUGAGGGUAUCCUGGGCACGACUAUCCAGAACGUGGAGCGUGAGCAGCAGGAGGUGGAGGCUCAGGAGGAGGAGGAGGAGAAGCAGCAGCAGCAGGGGCUGGGGGGAACAUGAGAGGGAGGAGAA